CAGACCACAAGGCAGGCUGAGCGGCAUGCUAUCUACUACUGUAGUACAUUCCAAUCACGUACCAUGACCGAGAAGCAACAACACCGUCCCAGCCUGCCGACAACGGACAACGUCAAUGGCCUUGCAUCCGAGGGAAUUCACGAGCCACCCGUGAAGAACACGAGCUACACUGUGGACCACGAGCUGCAUCAGGGUCGCCCAACCAAGCAAAGAAAGCUUUCAUGGAAGCGAGGCCAAAGCCGCGACUUACCCAAGACCGACGUACCCGACCUCCGCACUGUCAAUGUUGGCGACUACCUCGACACGAGCGUCCUCUCGAACCUCUUCGACGACUAUGACGGGAUGCCGGCCCAGAUCUACGUCCGGAAGGAGAUGACGAUGGCAUGGGACCUCUUGUUUGCCAACUAUGUGACCAAGUCGAAAGGAGUCGGCAACACGGCAGGCGCAGCGCUGUACCAGGCAAAGGCCAACAGCGUGUUCUGCAAAGUGCUCAACGAAGCCUCAAUGUCGCAAGCCGAAGCUGCCGCUGCGCAAGAAGCCGCGCGACAAGCGCCAUCUCGCGUACUGUUGAUCGGCUCGCCUGGUGUCGGCAAGUCUGUGGUUGCUCUUGUCUUCUGCGCAUACUUGGCAGCUUACCACGACUACGACAUUCUCUACAUUCGAGCCUUGAGCACCUACCCAUACACGCUCAUCGUUCAUUUCUCCGGCUGCCACGUCAUCAAGGACCCUGAGUUUUCAGCAAAAGCUCAGAGUGUUUGCCCGUUCCAAGAUAAGUUCAAGAGCGAGUGCCUCAUUGCCGGCAAGAAGCAUUUAGUUGCUGGCGACGGGUCGCUCUACGGGUGCGACUUGCUUGCCGUGUCGAGCAUUCCCAAGCACUAUCUGCAUACCAGCUUUGUUCUGGUUCUUCUGCCAGCAUGGACCAAGACGGCGCUUAAGGCCGCGGUAGCAGCAAGUUCAACACUCACAGAGUCGUUUGGCGAGCGCUAUGCUGUCUCAGGUGGCAGCGUCAGUCGUUUUCUCAUUGAGCCUCAGCAGCUCCGGGACAGCCUCGUGAACGAUUUUGAUCGUUUGUACUGGUUUCGGCAAACACUCAAGUUCAUCAAGGACACGGAGAUGUACGAGCAGUACGUUUCUCUCAAGCAUAGCCACACCAUCAACGACGCGACGUUUGUGCUGCGGCAUGUAUUGUCGGAAGGAUCGAUCCACAACUUUGCGUCGACCGUCGAGUGGGCUGCGACGACGCCGAACGCGUCACUCUACGCGAUGCAAUUCACCGCGCUCGUGACGAAGCUCGCAUUUGACCAAGUCCUCAAGCUGUUGAUUUCGCAGGAUGGGUCGCAGCAGCUGCUCGUCGACGCCAGCUGUGCCGUGGUGAGCGGUCAUGCCACCAGUGCAGCCUGCCUCGCGUACCUCCAACACGACCUGCCACCGGGAACGUACUGGUACCCAGGAUGCGACGACUUUCCUGCCAUCAACGACAUCUUUGUCAAAGACGGCUGGAUCAACUACAUCCAAACGACGGUCCUGCCCGACCAUGUGGUUGCGUGGGGCGAGUUGGCCAUCGUACAGGCAUCAGUCAAGCGCAACACGAAGCUCCAGAACCACAAGUACCGCCUCGUGCUGGUCAUGCCGGUCAAGGUGACGUGGGUGGGUCUCGAAUUUGCACCCGAGAUUGACGAAUUUGUCGUGUGCACGGGGGAAGAACCCGAGCUGCUCGUCGACGCCAGCUGCGCCGUGGUGAGCAGUCAUGCCACCAGUGCAGCCUGCCUCGCGUACCUCCAACACGACCUGCCACCGGGAACGUACUGCCCGACCAUGUGGUUGCGUGGGGCGAGUUAG
Saprolegnia diclina VS20 is the source of this 1839-nucleotide messenger RNA. RefSeq lists its product as hypothetical. The record is from RefSeq and is a predicted model, not a curated record. NCBI's taxonomy places the organism in Eukaryota, Oomycota, Saprolegniomycetes, Saprolegniales, Saprolegniaceae. Bases 64 to 1839 code for a protein of 591 amino acids. The transcript has 5 exons.